Molecule: messenger RNA, 837 nt
Organism: Condylostylus longicornis
Lineage: Eukaryota; Metazoa; Arthropoda; Insecta; Diptera; Dolichopodidae
Exons: 3
Coding region: 1-837 (278 amino acids)
Source: RefSeq, a predicted model, not a curated record
AUGGAUGACAUACAAGCAGAUAUUUUAGGUGGUAUAAGAUGGAUACAAGCUACUUUAGAUGGUGAUAUGCAAGCCGAAUUGGAUAUUUUAAUUUAUCUUAUCCCAUUUAUUGGGGUUUCCACUGCUACAUUUGGUAGACUUUUAGGUGGUGCUGGUUUAAAUAGUCUCUUGGGAAGUGCUGGUGGUGGUCUAUUGGGUGGCAGUGGACUAGGUAGCGGUCCCGGAAUUGGUAGUGGAAAAGGUUUAGGUGGAAUUGGUGGUGGUGCCGAAGAUAAUUACAUAAGCAUUAUAGAUCAAUUAGGUCCAGGUAAAGUUAUUGAACGUGGAACUUUACGAAAACGUAUACCUAAAAGUGGUGGUAUUGCUGGUGGAUCUGGACAUGGUACAGGCGGAGCUAUUAGUGGUGGUGGUUAUAGUGCAGCAGGUGGAGCUGGUAUUUCUGGUGAUGGACAUGGUACUAUUGUUAAUAUUUAUGGUGAUCCAACUGGUGGAUUUGGAGGUGGUUUUAAAGAAAUUCAAGGUGGAUUAAGUGGAGGAAUUUCAAAUGAUGAUGUUACAGUUAUUAGAGUUAUUCAUGAAUAUGUUGGCUCCCAUGGUGGUUCUUAUGCUGGUGGUUAUACUGGUUCAACACAUAGUGCUGGUUCAAAUGCACCAGUUACAGUAUACAAAAUUAUUGAAAGCUCGUCAUACGGUGGCGGUGGUGGUGCGGGUGGUGUUGCUGGUGUUCCCGGUGCAUACAGUAAUGCAAUCAGUAGUGGAAGUUAUAGUAAUACUAUUCAUAGUAGUGGUAGUGGAAAUGGUGGAUGGGCUCCAAUUACAGGCCAAAAGGGAUGGUAG